Molecule: messenger RNA, 2406 nt
Organism: Pyricularia oryzae 70-15
Lineage: Eukaryota; Fungi; Ascomycota; Sordariomycetes; Magnaporthales; Pyriculariaceae
Product: Delta(12) fatty acid desaturase
Exons: 2
Coding region: 253-1716 (487 amino acids)
Biological process (GO): lipid metabolic process
Molecular function (GO): oxidoreductase activity, acting on paired donors, with oxidation of a pair of donors resulting in the reduction of molecular oxygen to two molecules of water
Source: RefSeq, a predicted model, not a curated record
UGUUACUAAAACCUACCUAGCCCACUAGAGCACAUUCUUGGUAGCUGACUAUUAUACCAAGACAUUCUGCUCUGCUUGCUGGCAACAGAACUCCUCUCCCUUCUUUACAUUCUCAGUCAAUUGGCGACGUUGCAAACGCCAUAUUGUUCCCAACCUGGAAUAUCAACCUUGAGGCUAUUUCCGACUGCCAAGGUUUACGUUGGUCAUUGAAGAAGUAGCGCUGUACCCAGGAAUUCUGCAUCCGUUUGCAAGAUGCCUUCCACCAGAUCGACCACAUCGGGCAUUGCCCAGGAGAAGACUCCUAUGAGGCGAACGACCACCUCGGCCACUGUCGAAUCGGACGUCUCAGCUCCGGGAACCGCUGUUCAGUCGCCUAUGGACUCGCCCCGCCACUCUGCCUCGUCCACCUCACUCUCUUCACUCUCUUCCGUUGAUGCGGCGGCCGAGAAGAAAUCCAACGAGUCUGUCGGCAAACUCGUCGACACGUACGGCAACACCUUUGAGAUCCCUGACUUCACCAUCAAGGACAUCCACGAUGCCAUUCCAAAGCACUGCUUUGAACGCUCUGCUAUUCGUAGCUUGAGCUACGUCGCCCGUGAUAUGGUCCUCCUGGCGACGACCUUCUACGUGUUCCACAACUACGUGACACCAGAGUACAUUCCCUCGAAGCCGGCUCGUGCUGGUCUGUGGGCCAUUUACACGGUGCUCCAGGGCCUCUUCGGCACCGGAAUCUGGGUUCUUGCCCAUGAGUGUGGCCACCAGGCUUUCUCGCCUUCCAAGACCAUCAACAACACGGUUGGCUGGAUUCUCCACUCGUCUCUGCUGGUUCCGUACUUCAGCUGGCAGAUGUCACACAGCAAGCACCACAAGGCCACUGGCCAUAUUGAGCGCGACAUGGUCUUUGUGCCCCGCACCCGGGAGGAGCACGCCAGCAGGAUCGGCCGCAUGGUCCACGAGCUGUCGGAGUUGACCGAGGAGACGCCUAUUGCCACCCUUAUCCACUUGGUUGGGCAGCAGCUGAUCGGCUGGCCUCUGUACAUCAUCACUAACAAGACCGGUCACAACUACCACGAGCGCCAGCGUGAGGGCCGUGGCAAGGGCAAGAAGAACGGUCUUUUCACUGGCGUCAACCACUUCAACCCCAGCAGCCCUCUGUACGAGAACAAGGACGCCGGAAAGGUGCUUCUCAGCGACCUGGGUGUCGGCCUUGUUAUCGCUGGCCUCGUGUACCUUUGCCAAACUUUCGGCACCCAGAACAUGCUGGUUUGGUACUUUAUCCCCUACCUCUGGGUGAACCACUGGCUCGUUGCCAUUACAUUCCUUCAGCACACCGACCCCUCGCUUCCGCACUAUACUGCCGAGGAAUGGAACUUCGUCCGAGGUGCCGCUGCCACGAUCGAUCGCGAGUUUGGCUUCGUCGGCCGCCACCUGCUUCACGGUAUCAUUGAGACCCACGUCCUGCACCACUAUGUCAGCACGAUCCCCUUUUACAACGCCGACGAGGCUACUGAUGCCAUCAAGAAGGUGAUGGGCAAGCACUACCGCAGCGACACUGCCGGCGGCCCUGCUGGCUUCCUUAAGUCACUCUGGACGAGUAGCCGCAUGUGCCAAUGGGUUGAGCCCAGCGCCGAGGCUGAGGGUAGUGGCAAGGGUGUCCUGUUCUUCCGCAACCACAACAAGAUCGGCACUCCUCCUAUCAAGAUGUCUGCUCAGUGAGUCGACUGACUGAGUGAGAGGCCGUGUUUAUGCCAUUUGUUUGAUUCAUCGGGCUGCUUUGUGGCUCUUCUUUCUGUAUCGAAGGUUCUGGGGGAACUUGUUUUGUUCAAGUUUUAUCUCCGGAUUUUAUAUCUCUUUCUCGUUGGCCAUUCGUUUGGUUGGCGUUAUGACUAAUGUCAGCGGCAGUCGUGGGCCGCGCCGAGGGCAAGUCAGGCUACUUUGUGGGAAUAUACCCGCCGUGGACGGCCCAGAUGACUGAUAGAGGCAUGGGCUUAGAUGGAUCUGAGAGAGCUAGAGGACAAAAGAACAAACUCGUUGUUUUCUAGGAAAAUUAGACUAUGCAAUGACCUUCUUGGCAUGCAUAAGGUGCGUCGGGAAGCAAAGGCUUAGACAAGCUUCGCGACUUCUUAUCAUUUAGCAAAUUCGUUUGAUAGAAACAUUUUUUUGGAACACCCUUGAUGAAAAUUGUUGGUCAUGUUAUAGGGAAAGAAUCAAAUGAAUGGAUCAAGGGAGCGCCGCGGCGGACAAAGUAGUUUAAAGAGGGUGAGAAAUCAGCGAUCGACAAAUAUGAACGAAUCACACAUGACGGUGUUCCGGGCAUUCCGAACUUGGAGCUCAUGCACGCGCGCGUCCACAUGAACAGGAAGGCUGUACUGAUUAUCUAAAACUGGGUCUAGUUCUGGUCAAAGA